ACUGAUUCCCUUAUAUCCCCCAACGACAAAGUUUGACAGAACAAUCCGAGGGGCAUAUGCUAAGUGGAAGAACCAUGUUUCGAUGCAAAUUCAGCAAGUUAAGCAGACAAUCUGCCCACAUUUACAUCUAGAAUGGUGUGUCAGAAAUCCAAGAAAGCCAAAGGUCAGAGAUGAGCUGAUGGCAAUGGAUCCGAAGGAGGCUGAUCUCACAGAAUGUGGGCUACCUGAGGAUUCAGUGUACAGACUAUGGUUUAUGCCAGACUCAAGUGAGAAGGAGGAUAGUGUUACUCCACCUGCCACAACAUUACCAAGUGUUACUGGAGGAGACAGAGAUGGCGGUAUGUCUCAAGAAGAAAGAAAGUCAGAGUCACCUGCACCAUCCCAGACCAGGUACUCUACCUCACAAGACAGUGAGGAGAUAGGGACAGAUGCUGUCAAAGACACGUACCUGAGGAGAUUCUCCAUCACUCCAGAAGGUGGACAAGUUCAUCUGAAGGAAGUUGGAGUAUUCUUGUUAGUGCCUCCAGGAGCUCUGGCUGAAACUACAGAAAUGUUCAUUGGUAUAAGUUGGAGAGAAGAAGACAUGCCACCGCUGCCACCAUGUCAGACUAGAGCAAGUCCAGUUGUUGUCUGUGGACCACAUGGCCUCAGGUUCAGAACACCAGUGUACCUGUCAUUUUAUCACUGCAUAUCAGGCACACGUCAAAGAAAGAUGGGAAAGAUCUGUCCUGAAAAUGUAACUCAGAAUUCAAGAAUGGACAAUCCAUUUUACAUAUGGCAGUCAGAAACUCACUUAAAUGCCCCUUGUCGGUGGAAAGUAUUGAGCAGUGAUUCUGCUGUGUUGACAAACACCAAAUGUGUCUUAAUUGUGAACCAGUUCUGCAAACACAGUUUGUCAUGUGACAGUAAGCGCCUUUCUGCCUUGGUGUUUGGGUCAUUUCAGCCUCAACAUGUCCCCUUGCUGAAACUGAUGGUGUGCUGUGUCAAUGAUACCCGAGAUGAGGUAGAGGUGAGAAUUAAUUUAUAA
Lingula anatina is the source of this 1027-nucleotide messenger RNA. RefSeq lists its product as uncharacterized. NCBI's taxonomy places the organism in Eukaryota, Metazoa, Brachiopoda, Lingulata, Lingulida, Lingulidae. Gene Ontology annotation, biological process: regulation of apoptotic process. The record is from RefSeq and is a predicted model, not a curated record. Gene Ontology annotation, molecular function: protein binding.